AUGCCCUUCUCCCUCCGUCAUACCCUUCUCUGCCUGAUGGCUACUUCCGCAACUAUCACCUACGCCGAGCAUCUCAGAGUCGUCUGGUCAUCAGGCACAUUCUCCACCAUUUCUGGACCCUCGGGCAAUGAAAAUGGAGGAUACAGCGGUUUUGCAAUCAUCAACGACGCCGGCGAAGCCAUCUACGAUGAAGACUACCCAGAUGAUCACGUACCGUGCACCUAUGCCGGCCGCACUUUUACCAUCGAAGGCGACUGCUGGGAUACUGGCCGCCAAUUCAGUUGCGUUGCCGACUUUGGUGGCGCCCCUUCUACUUGCGAGGUACUGGACAGCGCGGGAGUCAGCCUGGGAAAAGCCGACGCCCAGAAGGACACGACUUUUAUCGGUAUCGCUAUUGGAACCGAUGCCAGCUGUGUGAUUGAGUUUGAGUCUAACGGUACCGCUUGCCCUGUUGACGAUGGCAAUGGGCCUCUGCAUGUUACUUCGGGCUGA
Molecule: messenger RNA, 492 nt
Organism: Ramularia collo-cygni
Lineage: Eukaryota; Fungi; Ascomycota; Dothideomycetes; Mycosphaerellales; Mycosphaerellaceae
Exons: 1
Coding region: 1-492 (163 amino acids)
Source: RefSeq, a predicted model, not a curated record